Molecule: messenger RNA, 1173 nt
Organism: Juglans microcarpa x Juglans regia
Lineage: Eukaryota; Viridiplantae; Streptophyta; Magnoliopsida; Fagales; Juglandaceae
Product: probable aquaporin NIP-type
Exons: 5
Coding region: 94-888 (264 amino acids)
Biological process (GO): transmembrane transport
Cellular component (GO): membrane
Molecular function (GO): channel activity
Source: RefSeq, a predicted model, not a curated record
AGGAGAAAGAUAUAGUCUGUUAAUUAAUUAGUAGUCGCUUUGAAAUCAUCGAAUUAAGUUGCUUAAUUAAUUAAUUACUCAAUUCGGAGGAGAAUGUCUUCACGCGAAAUCACAAUGAUGGAAAUAGGUGAGAGUUCGACAGGCGACAGAACCUGGGGACUCUGUACUUCAUCCGAGACCGAUCAGCUCAUUCAAAAGGUGAUUGCUGAAUUCAUUGGGACAUUCUUCUUGAUAUUUGCUGGGUGUGGUUCGGUUGCUGUCAAUAAGAUAUACGGUUCAGUAUCAUUUCCAGGGAUUUGUAUAGUUUGGGGUUUGAUAGUAAUGGUCAUGGUUUAUUCUGUUGGUCAUAUCUCCGGCGCCCACUUUAAUCCGGCAGUGACUCUCACUUUUGCAAUCUAUAGGCAUUUCCCUCUCAAACAGGUGCCUCUGUAUGUCAUAGCGCAGAUAUUAGGUUCAAUUCUUGCUAGUGCCACGUUAUGCGCUGUUUUUCCAGUCGACAAGAAGUCUUUCUUUGGAACAGUACCUGUUGGAUCCAAUAGUCAGGCUCUUCUCAUCGAGAUCAUCAUCUCCUUUCUUUUGAUGUUUGUUAUUUCCGGCGUUUCCACAGAUAAUAGAGCUAUUGGAGAAUUGGCAGGGAUUGCUGUGGGAAUGACAAUAACCUUAAACGUCUUCGUCGCCGGGCCAGUAAGUGGUGCAUCGAUGAACCCAGCCAGGAGCAUAGGGCCAGCUCUGCAAGUGCACAUAUACAAGGGACUGUGGGUUUAUCUUGUAGGGCCACCCGUAGGAACCAUACUUGGUGGCUUAGCCUAUAACCUCAUUAGAUUCACCGACAAACCCCUCCGGGAGAUAACCAAGAGUGGAUCCUUUCUCCGGAGCAUGCCCCGAUAAUUCCUGCAUCAUCAUGUGCUGGCUAGCUUGUGCUCCCUACAAAUUAUAUAUAUAUAUAUAUAUAUAUAUAUAUCUUCACACUGCAUGCAGCGUUUAAUUACAACGUCGCCUAGCUAGCUUGUUUGACAUGAUGCCACUAUCAAUCCUAGUAUAUACCAUGUAUAUAUAUAGCUUGUAUUAAUUAGGUUGGAGGAGGUAAAGACAAACUUGAACAUGCAUCGACAUUACCUUUUUUUAUAUUUAAUUGAUGAACAAAAGGUAGAGAAGUUGGUCGAUCGUUUCAAA